Messenger RNA from Microdochium trichocladiopsis, 708 nucleotides. RefSeq lists its product as uncharacterized. Lineage: Eukaryota; Fungi; Ascomycota; Sordariomycetes; Xylariales; Microdochiaceae. The annotation marks the transcript as partial. The record is from RefSeq and is a predicted model, not a curated record. The transcript has a single exon.
CGCACUUGCAGGUUUGCACGCGGUGUUCUCAGCGUCGAUCCAGUCGAGACUCGAGAUUGGCUCCCAUCACGACCACACUCCAACCGGCCAAGCCUUUUCGGCAUCCUCGCGCCGCUUCUGGCUAGCCUACAGAGAAGCGAUUCGAGCCUAGUCUCUCACUUGACGAGAAUUGCUGACUGGCGUCCUGCCUACGGCGUACACUCCGAGAAUUCGAGGGCCGUUCCUAGCUUCCAGGAUGUUGGCGCUGCCUUCCCCUGGCCGAAGCCACCGCCCAAGCGGACAGCGCCAUGCCACAAACCUUGGCUUCUCCCUCAGGCUAAAGUAUGCGUAGCGAAGCUCGAGGUGUGCUCCUCCGAGACAAUGCAUGGUUCCCACAUGGCUUCUUCAGCUCGACGGUGGAGAAGAUUGAAUUCAACGUGCGUCAUCAUUGCCGAUAGCACUGGGACUUGGCGCACUCUCAAAGUACAGUACGAUUCGACAGUUAACGUGCCUCGGGCCACAUCGCGUCAUCCUCAAUCGACAGCAACGACAACCUCCGACGGGACGCAAGGUCACCAGCUUCCUGAGAUGGGGCCUCAGGUCAGGGCUCGCCUGCGAAAUGGCGCGGCAGUGUCUCCAACAAGAUCUGCAGAGGCGCUGGUGCCAGCCUCAGCUGAGGCACGUUCGUGUGGUCAUGCCGCCACUGCCGAUGCUCGCUGUACGCACUGA